Salvia hispanica is the source of this 1695-nucleotide messenger RNA. Its product is annotated as ribose-phosphate pyrophosphokinase 1-like. Gene Ontology annotation, cellular component: cytoplasm; ribose phosphate diphosphokinase complex. The record is from RefSeq and is a predicted model, not a curated record. Gene Ontology annotation, biological process: ribonucleoside monophosphate biosynthetic process; purine nucleotide biosynthetic process; 5-phosphoribose 1-diphosphate biosynthetic process. Gene Ontology annotation, molecular function: magnesium ion binding; ribose phosphate diphosphokinase activity. Lineage: Eukaryota; Viridiplantae; Streptophyta; Magnoliopsida; Lamiales; Lamiaceae.
UGAAAUUUGAGAAGCGAUGUCGAGUCGUCACUACCGACCGAAAUCUUCCCUUCUCUGUGGAUUCUGCGGCGAAAGUAAAUAAACAGCAGAGGAGAGUCGAGGCGCCGCCAUUCAAACUCAAUACACACUCAUUGAUGGCCUCCUCGUUGCUCUUGCCGCCGCCAACCGCUUCUCCUCUUUUCUCGCGCUCCGCUUUUCCUACUCCCACCGCACGCUUCUGCUUCUCUCCCGCCAGAUGCGAGUUGACAGAUGCGGUGAACGGGAAGCCUCGUGUUCCUGUUCUCAACGACCAGACAUUGCCCAAGUACUUGCAGUCCAGACGAUUGGAGAAUGCUGUCAAUAAAAACAUUAAUAACGAGAUCAAGAUUUUCUCCGGUACUGGCAAUUUGAUGCUUUCUCAGGAAAUUGCUAAGUAUAUGGGCCUCAACCUUGGAGGUAUCCGGAUUAAACGAUUUGCAGAUGGAGAGAUUUAUGUUCAGUUGCAAGAGAGUGUCCGUGGCUGUGAUGUCUACCUGGUCCAGCCCACCUGUCCUCCAGCCAACGAAAAUCUUAUGGAGCUUCUUAUAAUGAUAGAUGCUUGCCGAAGAGCUUCAGCCAAAAAUAUCACUGCAGUGAUCCCAUACUUUGGAUAUGCGCGAGCUGAUAGAAAGACACAAGGACGUGAAUCUAUUUCUGCCAAAUUAGUAGCCAAUCUUAUCACAGAAGCAGGUGCAGAUCGUGUUCUUGCCUGUGAUAUUCACUCAGGGCAAUCCAUGGGUUACUUUGAUAUUCCCGUGGACCACGUGUACUGCCAGCCUGUCAUCCUUGAUUACCUCGCCAGCAAGAAGAUAUGCUCUGGUGACCUGGUAGUGGUCUCACCUGAUGUUGGAGGAGUUGCACGGGCACGAGCUUUUGCGAAGAAGUUAUCUGAUGCACCUUUGGCCAUUGUGGACAAAAGGCGUUCGGGGCAUAAUGUUGCUGAGGUAAUGAAUCUGAUAGGUGAUGUUAAAGGAAAAGUUGCAGUGAUGUUAGAUGACAUGAUAGAUACAGCAGGAACUAUAGCCAAAGGUGCAGAGUUGCUGCAUGAUGUAGGUGCUCGGGAAGUCUAUGCAUGUAGCACUCAUGCGGUUUUCAGUCCCCCUGCAAUUGAGAGGUUGUCGAGUGGGCUGUUCCACGAGGUUAUUGUUACAAAUACACUUCCAGUAUCGGAGGAAAACUAUUUCCCCCAAUUGACAGUUCUUUCAGUUGCUAACCUCAUGGGCGAAACAAUAAGGCGAGUUCAUGAUGAUUGUUCUGUGAGUAGCAUUUUCCAGUGAUAAAUUAUACUCCAUGUUUGCUUGAUGAUGGCGACAAACCUUUUCCGUUGAAGAAGCAUAUUUUACCAGUUCACCUUCUGUUCUGUAAUCUCACCAUCUCCUGCAACUCAACUCCACAAGGGACCUUUCACAUUCAUAGCAAUAAAACUCAAGUCUUUGGAAAUGAUCUUUUCAUGAAUCCCAGAGUAGAUAUCUCUGGAAUUGAAAAUAGUGAUCAGCUCAAAACAGGUCUUUUUUAUUAUUUUUUUUUUCUGGAACAAAAUCAGCAAGGAGUUGAUACUUUUUGGUAGCAGGAAGGUUGAUUUUUUUUAUUUUCAUUUUUUUUGCUUUGACCUCUCUCCAUGUUUUGGAACAUCAUUCAUUCAUUACUAGUGAAUUAUUGAGAACCAAUUACAACUAA